Messenger RNA from Phaeoacremonium minimum UCRPA7, 1146 nucleotides. Its product is annotated as putative duf250 domain membrane protein. The record is from RefSeq and is a predicted model, not a curated record. The transcript is spliced from 7 exons. Lineage: Eukaryota; Fungi; Ascomycota; Sordariomycetes; Togniniales; Togniniaceae. Gene Ontology annotation, cellular component: endosome; Golgi apparatus; trans-Golgi network. Gene Ontology annotation, molecular function: antiporter activity. The coding region runs from base 1 to 1146 and encodes 381 amino acids.
AUGGCCGUAACAACUGAACAGGAUGAGCGCAAGCUCGAGGCUGGUGGUGUUGCUACGCCUCCCCCGCCGCCUCCCAGCAACGGCAUUCAUCCAGCACUCUACAUCGCGCUAUGGAUUGCCGUAAGCUCGGGUGUCAUCCUGUUCAACAAGUGGAUUCUCGCGACCGCAAAGUUCGACUUUCCGCUGUUCCUGACGACAUGGCACAUGGUCUUCGCGACCGCCAUGACCCAGAUCCUGGCGCGUGUCACCACCACUCUUGACUCGCGUCACAAUGUUCCUAUGGACGGGAAGACUUACUUGAGGGCUAUCGUGCCAAUUGGUGUCAUGUUCAGCUUCAGUCUCAUCUGUGGAAACUUGGCUUACCUCUACUUGAGCGUGUCCUUCAUUCAGAUGCUCAAGGCUACUAACGCCGUUGCAACUCUGAUUGCUACCUGGGCCUUCGGAAUGGCGGCUCCUAGCAUGAAGGUCCUCGCCAAUGUGUCCCUUAUCGUGAUUGGUGUUGCCAUCGCUUCUUUCGGAGAGCUGAAGUUUGAGCUCUUUGGAUUCCUAAUUCAAAUCACUGGUAUUGUGGCCGAAGCCUUGCGUUUGGUUAUGGUUCAGCGCCUACUGAGCUCAGCCGAGUUCAAGAUGGACCCCCUCGUGUCCGUCUACUACUACGCUCCUGCUUGCGCCGUCAUCAACGGUUUCUUUACCCUGUUGAUCGAGGCCCCUCGCAUGGGUCUGUCUGACAUUUUGGCCGUUGGUGUUUUCACGCUCAUCGCCAACGCGUUCGUCGCAUUCCUGCUCAACGUGUCUGUUGUGCUGCUGAUUGGCAAGACGUCGGCUGUUGUUUUGACCAUGUCGGGUGUCCUGAAGGAUAUCCUACUUGUCGUUGCCUCUAUGGUCAUUUUCGGCGACCCGGUCACCGGCCAGCAGUACUUCGGAUACGGCAUCGCUUUGGGAGGCCUUGUCUACUACAAGCUCGGCGCGGAGAAGAUCCAAGCCCUGACCACGGAUGCCCGCCUCCAAAUCGCCGAGGCCCGGCGAAACCACCCAGCUCGAGUCAAGAUGGUGGUGGCAUGCGUACUACUUGGACUUGUCACACUUGUCAUUCUCGGUGGAUGGCGAAACCUCCCAGAUACGACAUUGGCUACGCCGACGGCCUAG